Messenger RNA from Microdochium trichocladiopsis, 739 nucleotides. RefSeq lists its product as uncharacterized. Lineage: Eukaryota; Fungi; Ascomycota; Sordariomycetes; Xylariales; Microdochiaceae. Bases 117 to 650 code for a protein of 177 amino acids. The transcript has a single exon. The record is from RefSeq and is a predicted model, not a curated record.
AGCGCAGAGUGGGCGCGUUCUGAUAAGCAGCUGUGGGCGACAGCUGGCAUCGCUGCGUGCUGGCGCCGCGCCCAAACAGCCAUGUCAGAGCGAGCACGAGCCCGCGAGCAAUUGGGAUGCCUCUGCGCGGUGAUGGAGCGAGCGCUGUGAGCAGAGCAUGGAGGUGGGAGGUCGUUGCUGGGCGCAUGCCGGGCCUCGUUGACGCCAUCUCGAGGCUGUUCUCUGGUGCGGGCGGCUCGGCAGACGCGUCGUUGCUGGCACACCGGAGGGACGAGGUACAGGCUACUUGGCCGGGGAGCACCAGCGGCAGCGCAGCAGUAGGCUGGCUCGACCUUGGCUCGUCCUUGCGCUGGACCGGGAGAGGAGGGAUACGCGAGGAAUUGGGAGGAGGACUUGCUGGGGGACUGGACAGGGCGACUGCGGAAAGGGCGACGAGCAAUGAGAAGACGGGACUUACGACUGUGCGGUGCUGGGCGGUACCUCUGAAGUCAACGAUGUACUGCAGAGACGGUGCGAGAGGCGAAGGAGUGGAGAUUUUUUGUUUCGUUGCUGGUGUUUGGCGACAGGCGCACGGGCAGAAAACGGGCUGGGGCUCGUGGCUCGGGGGCCCACUGGGCAGGCGGCCAGGAACGGCAAGGCGGUGUCUGUGACCAGGUGGAUGACUUGGGUCAAGUCGCGGGUGGCGGGGCCACUUGAGCAGUCCUGUCUGGCCUCACUGGCUGGGGAGGGACGGGGACGA